Molecule: messenger RNA, 1541 nt
Organism: Nezara viridula (southern green stink bug)
Lineage: Eukaryota; Metazoa; Arthropoda; Insecta; Hemiptera; Pentatomidae
Source: the annotation of a GenBank genome assembly
CUCAGCCAAUAUUCAGCUGACCUAUCUUGCCUCGGUUUCUUGGUGUAGUUAGUUGCCUUUUUACGCGUUAAUGCUCAUAUUGUAAUAUGUUUUUCUGAUGGUUUUAUUGUGCUAUAUUGUGUUAUUUCUGUGUUAACAUUGUUUCAAACUGUGCAUAUAGGUAAAAAACAAAUGGUUCGUAACUCAAGUGUCCCCAAAAUGGAACCAACGUUCUACGAUGAACCAAAUUUUGCACCGCGAGAUUUGAAUACACUCAAACGUACUAUGACUUUGGAUUUAAAUAAUCGAGGGGCCAAAAAACUAAAACUUGUUGAAAAUCAAUCUCCUGCUAUUUUGUCUUCACCUGAUCUGAUAAUGUUGAAACUUGCUUCUCCUGAACUUGAAAAAAUGAUAAUUGAUCAGCAGAAUGGUAUGGUAACAACCACACCCACUCCUACAACCAUAUUUUUUCCCACCAGAAAUGUGACAGAAGAACAAGAAAGUUAUGCCCGAGGAUUUAUGGAUGCCCUCAAUGAAUUGCACAACAGUGAUUCUUCCCAAGGCGGUAACCAGCAGGACACCUCUCGCAGUACUUAUGCAUCCCUUGAUUCCCAGUAUCCUACUAAUUAUGGUUUUGGUAUGUCCCCAGAUAACUCAGUUGUUAUAAAGGAUGAACCUCAAACUGUUCCUAACUUAAACUCUCCUCCUAUGUCUCCAAUUGACAUGGAAAGUCAAGAAAGAAUAAAACUAGAGCGGAAGAGACAAAGGAACCGAGUAGCAGCAUCGAAAUGCCGAAGGAGAAAAUUAGAACGGAUAGCACUUCUAGAAGAAAAGGUUAAAGUACUGAAAGGUGAAAAUGCUGAACUUUCAAUAGUAGUAAACAGACUUAAAGAACAAGUUUAUCAUUUAAAACAACAAGUGAUGGAGCAUGCUAAAAGUGGUUGUCAUAUUUCAGUGACAAUUGCAUCUGCUGUAUAAAAUUGGCUCAAUUACACUGAUUCAGUAGGUAAUAUACAUAUGGAUUAAGUUUUUUUAUAAUUAAUUAGAUUAAUCUAUUACUUAUAAAUUGCGUUUCUGUGUACCUACAUUUCGUGUCAAAACUAUCAAUUUGUAAGCCAUUUAUCAUUAUUGUUCAGUUACCAUUAUACUUGAUUGUUUAAAAAAAGUAUCCUGUUAAUAGCCAGAUUUCUUUUAUUAUAUAUUGAACUGUUUAGUUUCAAUGUAAAUAUGUAUGAUUUUAAAUAAAUUUCCAUCUCAAUUCACUACCUAAGUGAUCAAUUGUGUAGGAAACUAAAAAUUUUAUGGUUAGGUUUAUAAUUGCAUAUGAUCUCUAAGUUAAAUGAUUUAAAUUAUUAUGAUCACUUUAAAUAUUUAAGACAGAAUACACCCAAAGUUGAAUGUUUUUAUUUCUUUUUUUUAUCAGUACAAAAUAUUUUAUAUAUAUAUAUAUGUAUAUGUGUGUGUGUGUGUGUGUAUAUAUAUAUAUAUUUAUAUAUUUGUUAGUAUUUUGAAUCCUUACAUAUACUGUGAGAUAAUUAAAUUAGUCCAUUAAUGUAUAUUUG